UCGACUUGUGUUAAGCAACGAAACAAAAGCAAAUCAAUGAAAUUACGCACGCGUUGAAUACUGAAUAUGAAAUUAACGACUUUGACUACGGUAUUCGCACAUCCGUGAACAUUUUUCAAUGUCUGUCACCUGUUAGGGUUGAUACAAUUUGUCACCACGAUGUCUAGUGGGAGGAAUUCACUACCUAUCAAUAUAAAAAGACGUUUUUUACAUGGGAAAGUAUCAGUGUUGACUUUGAAGUGCAAGAUUCAUCAUGAAGACAAUUAUUGUAGUUGUUUUGGCGUAUGCCAUGACUAUUUUUACUGCCAGUGCGAUACCAGCAGGUUAUGGAGGUUAUGGUUAUAGUAGACAAGUACCACGUUUACGCCGUGGAUAUCAACAACAACCGCAGGCGAUGAUGUUUUCCGGUUUCUAUGGUCAACCAUCAUCAUAUGGACAUCAAGGAUCAAUGUCUGCGUUUGCAAACAAAGAUAUGAUCUUCACGAAUUCAUUCGCUGGUGAAGAAGCACCUAUUUAUUUGAAUAAUGAGCAAACAAAUGAAAAAGAAGUUUUAUCAGGACCAAAUGAACAGGAAGCACCUAUUGAAGAAGAGAUAGAAGUACAAACAACAACAAAAAGGCCUUCUAAAGUUAAAAAGAACAAAAGAAAACCAACCACAACAGUAAAACCAGUUGAAGAAGUUGAUCACAGUGAAGAAGAUGAAGAAGAAGAUCAAGAAACACCUUUUAGAGGUUCAAACAAUGCAAAUCGUCCUGGAAAUCCAGGAAAUCAAGCUGGUAACACUUUUUUCCCGGUAAUUUUUGGUAAAAGUCAAAAUGGCGGCGGUGGUCCCCCAGGCGCAGCCAUUGCGAUAGCAAACGCAUUCAGUACAGGUAAAGGAGGUGUCGCCAGCAGUCAUGCCACUGCCUACGGUGAUCCAUACUUCAGCCGAAUGGGAAACAAAAUAACGGUAACAAAAACAAGAAAAACUAACCCCAAAAACAACAUAUUGUACAAUAGUUAUAUUAGUAAUGUCUCAUUUGCGUGUUUUCUGUUCGAUUUAAACAAUAACAAUGUUCUCUCGCUUGUACCCGUGUCUUAUCUAGCUCACAUUACAUCGAUAGCAAAACAACAUGUUAAAUAA
Messenger RNA from Dalotia coriaria, 1123 nucleotides. RefSeq lists its product as uncharacterized. The record is from RefSeq and is a predicted model, not a curated record. NCBI's taxonomy places the organism in Eukaryota, Metazoa, Arthropoda, Insecta, Coleoptera, Staphylinidae. The transcript is spliced from 2 exons. Bases 254 to 1123 code for a protein of 289 amino acids.